Molecule: messenger RNA, 2340 nt
Organism: Yarrowia lipolytica CLIB122
Lineage: Eukaryota; Fungi; Ascomycota; Dipodascomycetes; Dipodascales
Biological process (GO): tricarboxylic acid cycle
Cellular component (GO): cytosol; mitochondrion
Molecular function (GO): 4 iron, 4 sulfur cluster binding; aconitate hydratase activity
Source: RefSeq, a predicted model, not a curated record
AUGCUGGCUUCUCGAGUUUCCAUCAAGGCUCCCCGCCUUGCACGAUCUCUCGCGACUACCACUAAUGCCUCCCUCAACUUGGACUCCAAGGUCCGAAUGAACAACUGGGAGGCCAACAACUUCCUCAACUUCAAGAAGCACACCGAGAACGUCCAGAUUGUCAAGGAGCGACUCAACCGACCCCUGACCUACGCUGAGAAGAUUCUCUACGGCCAUCUCGACAAGCCCCAUGAGCAGGAGAUUGUCCGAGGUCAGUCCUACCUCAAGCUGCGACCCGAUCGAGCCGCCUGCCAGGAUGCCACCGCCCAGAUGGCCAUUCUGCAGUUCAUGUCUGCCGGUAUCCCCACCGUCCAGACCCCCACCACCGUCCACUGUGACCAUCUUAUCCAGGCCCAGGUUGGUGGUGAGCAGGAUCUUGCUCGAGCCAUCGACAUCAACAAGGAGGUCUACAACUUCCUUGGCACCGCCUCCGCCAAGUACGACAUUGGUUUCUGGAAGGCCGGAUCCGGUAUUAUCCACCAGAUCAUUCUCGAGAACUACGCCUUCCCCGGUGCCCUUCUCAUUGGUUCCGACUCUCAUACCCCCAACGCCGGUGGUCUCGGUAUGCUCGCCAUCGGUGUCGGUGGUGCCGAUGUCGUCGACGUCAUGGCCGGUCUCCCCUGGGAGCUUAAGGCCCCCAAGAUUAUCGGUGUCAAGCUGACCGGUAAGCUCUCUGGCUGGACCUCCCCCAAGGAUAUUAUCCUGAAGGUCGCUGGUAUCCUCACCGUCAAGGGUGGAACCGGUGCUAUCGUCGAGUACUUCGGUGAUGGUGUCGAUAACCUGUCCUGCACUGGUAUGGGAACCAUCUGUAACAUGGGUGCCGAGAUUGGUGCUACCACCUCCACCUUCCCCUUCAACGAGCGAAUGGCCGACUACCUUAACGCCACUGGCCGAAAGGAGAUUGCCGACUUUGCUCGACUUUACAACCACUUCCUCUCUGCCGAUGAGGGUUGUGAGUACGAUCAGCUCAUCGAGAUUGACCUGAACACCCUUGAGCCUUACGUCAACGGUCCCUUCACUCCCGAUCUUGCCACCCCCAUCUCCAAGCUCAAGGAUGUCGCCGUCGAGAACGGAUGGCCCCUUGAGGUCAAGGUCGGUCUUAUCGGCUCUUGCACCAACUCCUCUUACGAGGAUAUGGAGCGAUCCGCCUCCAUUGCCAAGGACGCCAUGGCCCACGGUCUUAAGUCCAAGUCCAUCUACACCGUCACCCCCGGUUCCGAGCAGAUCCGAGCCACCAUUGAGCGAGAUGGUCAGCUCCAGACCUUCCUCGACUUCGGUGGUAUCGUCCUUGCUAACGCUUGUGGCCCCUGCAUUGGUCAGUGGGACCGACGAGACAUCAAGAAGGGUGAGAAGAACACCAUUGUCUCUUCUUACAACCGAAACUUCACUGGCCGAAACGAUUCUAACCCUGCCACCCACGCUUUCGUCACCUCUCCCGAUCUCGUCACCGCUUUCGCCAUUGCUGGUGACCUCCGAUUCAACCCUCUCACUGACUCCCUGAAGGAUUCUGAGGGUAAGGAGUUCAAGCUCAAGGAGCCCACUGGAAAGGGUCUGCCCGACCGAGGUUACGACCCCGGCAUGGACACCUACCAGGCUCCCCCCGCCGACCGAUCUGCCGUCGAGGUUGAUGUUUCCCCCACUUCCGACCGACUCCAGAUCCUCAAGCCCUUCAAGCCUUGGGACGGCAAGGACGGUAUUGACAUGCCCAUCCUCAUCAAGUCUCUUGGUAAGACCACCACUGACCAUAUCUCUCAGGCCGGUCCCUGGCUUAAGUACCGAGGCCAUCUCCAGAACAUCUCCAACAACUACAUGAUUGGAGCCAUCAACGCUGAGAACGAGGAGGCCAACAACGUCCGAAACCAGAUCACUGGCGAGUGGGGAGGAGUUCCCGAGACUGCCAUUGCUUACCGAGACAACGGUAUCCGAUGGGUUGUUGUCGGAGGUGAUAACUUCGGUGAGGGUUCUUCUCGAGAGCACGCUGCUCUUGAGCCCCGAUUCCUCGGUGGUUUCGCCAUCAUCACCAAGUCUUUUGCCCGAAUUCACGAGACUAACCUGAAGAAGCAGGGUCUCCUGCCCCUUAACUUCGUCAACGGUGCUGACUACGACAAGAUCCAGCCCUCCGAUAAGAUCUCCAUUCUUGGUCUUAAGGACCUUGCCCCCGGCAAGAACGUCACCAUUGAGGUUACCCCCAAGGACGGUGCCAAGUGGACCACCGAGGUUUCUCACACCUACAACUCUGAGCAGCUCGAGUGGUUCAAGUACGGCUCUGCCCUCAACAAGAUGGCUGCCUCCAAGAAAUAA